AUGACUUCUCGUAAGAGAUCCUCCUACAAAAGGAAAGCAUCUGUUUUGGCUGGACUGGAAGCACUCAAUUCUUUUAAGGUUCCGAAAAAGCAAAAUAAUUUAUCACUUCUUCAAAAUGUUGAUUUAAAUUCUGUGGAUUAUUCAGAAGAAAUUUAUCCUCAAAUUAAUCAGAGUUUUCGUUUUCCUCAACUUUCAUCUUAUUUUGAUGUUGAAAAAGCUUGGUUUAUUCAUAAUAAAACAUUAGAAGACUUAUUUUCUCAAGCUCGUAAAAGAUUUCAAAAAAAUCCUAUCAACAAUAUUGUUACAGGCGUAGAAUCAAGUUUGUGUACUGGUUUUUUGGUGGUUAGUAGUUGGAAUGAUGUUGAAAAAAUCGCUAGUGAUGGUCUUAUUCCUGGUAAUGAUCCAGACACUUGGCUUGGUCAACAAAAGUUAGGUCUAUCAGUAAAUCAGUGUGCAGAUCUAACAAUCGCUCGAGAGCAAAGUCGUUUGUCGUGUAAAAAUAGUAAUCAGUUUCUUUACUUAAUUAUGGUUCGUUGGAUCAAGUCUCGAGCGUAUAUUGUAUCGCCAGAAGCUGAGAAUAGCAAAGAUCGUUUAGAACCUCAACCCGGUUAUGCUUGCCAUGUUUCGACCUGGUCUCGUAUGGACUUAUUAGAUCCGAGUAAAUUAACUUUGGAACAAGCAUUUCAUUUAUCUCAAGUGUAUUUAUACGAAUUUGAUGAAGAUUUAGAAUUACGCACAAAGCUAGAACAUGUAAUUCCCUAUGCUGUUUUAAAAUGUCGUUGGAUGUUGACUUCCGAUGUAGCUUCAAAACUCGAUACAAUCUCUGUAGCUAGUGGUUCCAUUUUGAUUAUUUCACCACAACUAGAUAUCUCAUGUCUUUUGUCUGUAUCACGUACAGCUCUACUGCCGACUCCGCAAAUCCCUCGUAUUCAUAAGAAGUCUUCUCGUGCUCAAUCAUCACAUAAACCUGUAAUGUUGAAUUUUGAUAAUAAAUCAAAAUCCAAAAUUGCUCAUUCUAAUGUGUCAGGAUGUAAAAAUCGUUACAGAUAUAAAACACCUGCACUUCUACCUAGUCCUACUUCACUCAGUAAUAAUAAUAAUAGUGUACUUCAAAGCCCUCCUGUCAAUACUACUAUAUCUACUGUUGGUUCUGUUUCCACUGUCGGGUCAGAUGAUAAUUCAGAUCAAUUAUCAUCUCCGGUACAAAGAUCAAAGCGGCAAGAUUCUGGUGUUUUAAAUAUUUAUAUUGCAAAUGCACGAAAAUUGCAAGCAAAUUGUAAUUUGUUUCAAUUUUCUGAAAGUAUUAACCCUAUUGAUAAUAACACAAUGAGUAAUAUAAGUAGUGCUGGUAGUGGUGGAGCAAUAAAUUAUGAUAAUCGUAAUCAUAAUAAUACAAUUGUUGAUGAAUUACCUUCAACUGUUAUUGGAGUUUCAUUACUUGUAUGGGGCUAUCCAAAACCGGAAUAUUCAUUGGCAGUGGAAAUAUCAACUUUUCGUAAAGGUGAAAUAACUGUAUUCGAUGGCAUACUUCAACCAUGCCUACAUAUACAACGAUUAGUUGCUCAUACAUCUUUACACUAUGAACUUGCUGGUUUACAACCUUGGACAACGAAACCAUUCGAUUUGAAUGGACCUCCAGUCUUAGUCUCUGUCCCACGUGAUCAAGAAUGGUGCCUUCCUCGUUUGAAUCCUGUUAAAGCAUCAUCACUGCAGUCGGAUCCAAGUCCAUUUGGUGGUUAUCGAGGUAAUUAUUUCCGUCUAACAUUGCACGAUGAAUCUGGUGGACGUCGGACAGAAAUGGCACAAUUAUGUCAAGCCUUACAGAAUAGUGCAAUGGCUGGUGUUGUCUCUAUACCUUGUGAUGAAUCUAGUAUCAUGUUUUUAUUCCCUGAAUGCCAAUUUUCCAAGUCAAUAGGUAUACCUAUUGUUGAUAAUUUAGAUAGGAAUUUUCUACAUGCAAUAUUACUUACACCUCAUAGUUUACAUCGAUAUCCAUAUAGUGAAAUGUGUUGUUGUCGAUCAAACAACGAUGUUGUCACCCCUACUUCAAAUAUAUCACCAUUUGCAGUGGCUUCUACUAUACCGAUGGGAACAUCUACAGAUAAAUUAUUUGGACAACGGAAAACAACAUCCAUAUGUACUUCAUCUAUGCAAUUGAAACUUCCAUUAAGUCGUAUUCUCACAACAUUAACUGAUGGUGGUCGAAAUCUUCUUGGUUCAGCUUUAAUAUCAGUAUUAGCUCAUCAAAAUAUUCAUAAUCCACAUUUAGAUCCACGACUUCAUCGUCGUCAAAUUUAUCCAACAGAUGAACCGGAUUUGUAUGCUCUUGCUACUGCGUUAAUCUCAUCAACAUAUCAGAAGAAAACUGAAAAACCAACGGAGGAACAAUCACAGUUAGAAGAACAACAAAAUAAAAUUCAAGAAACUGCUACUACUAUUAAUGAAACUUAUGUGGAUAAUUGUGAUCCUAAAGAUCUAAUUCCUGCACCAUCUAGUCCAGAAGUUGGAUCUGAAUAUCAUUCGGUUUCAUUAAUGGAUGCACAGAUUAUACCGAAAGAGAUUCCGCUUGAUGGGCAGAUUUCUAAUGCGAAUACAGUUGUAAUGAAUCCAAUUAUAGCGUCUAGCCCAUCAAAUUUCGAUUUAUGUCAUAAUUCACCAGUAGUGCAUCAGAAUACAUCUGUUGACAUGGAAAUUGAUAAUAAUGAUCCAUGUGAUCAGUCAUCUCGAUUAGAUAAAAGUGAUAUGGAAAUUGAUCAUCCCUUUGGUCAGCUUGCGAACACCAGUCCGUUAACUCUGAAGUUUCAUGAACCUGCUCCGAGUCCACCGAAAACUACAAACUGGAGUUGUCCGUCACAGCUAUCAAUUUUAGUAAAUGAUUAUAGAAGAGCAUCGUCUCCUAACUACCGGCGAUCUACACCACCACCCAAUGAUUCACAUAAUUCUUCUACACAUUGGUCAACCAAAUCUACUGUUAAACGCCCUCACAGGUUGUCUACAUAUGCAGACAGUAAAUAUAAUCAUAAAUAUAAUGAUUAUGAUCAUGAUACGAAUCGCCGAUCUCGGAGUCCUAGUUAUCAUAGAUCAAAAUCGAAUUCAUCAUUUCGUGGGUAUCAUAGGUCGUCACCUACUUCAAAGUAUAGUUCUAAGGAAAGGCCUAAAUCUAGUUAUUCAAAUCAUCACCAUCGUUCAUCUGGUCACUCUCGCUCAAGAAACGUUAGGGAUAGAGGACGGCGCACACCUCGUCGUCGAAUAUAUGAUGAGGAGUCUCCGUACAGGUAUUCUUCCCGUCGGCAUCGAAAGAGUCCAUCAUAUAGUGACUCAGAUUGUUAUUACCAUAGUCGUCAUUAUCGUUCAUAUUCUAAUGAUUCUUCAGUAACUGGGACAGAUUCCAAUUCAUUCACGUCUAUCAAAGGUCGAAGGGAUUGUCACCAUUCAAAUAUAAAGAAGAGAAGAGAGCGACAUCCGUCUAAAUCACAGCAAUCAGAACGGAGUUCGCACCAAGCAGCUCAGCAUAGAAAAAAUAAUUAUGUCGAAAUAAAGUCGGAACAUUCCAAAGAAAAUAUUGAUCAGUGUCAAAGCCACAACUGUAUUGACAAUGAGAAUAAUAGUGACAAGAUUAUUAUUAGUAAUAGUAAUAAUAACGAUAAUAAUAAUAAUAAUAAUAAUAAUCGAACAAGUUUGAAUAGUAGUGAUAACAAAAGCCAGGAUUCAAUUGGCAACACUAAUCAAUAUAAGAAUCUCAAUAUUAAUGAUAAUAAUAAUAACAAUAAUAAUACACCUGUUGUCUGUAACACAAGCAUCGAUCCAAUCACCUCAACGGAUUUACCAUCAAUAAAUUUUACCAAACCUGUUGUUGAUGAAAACGAAGAAGGUGAAGUAAUAGAUGACGAUGAUGAUGGAGAUGACUGUGACAAUGUCAAUGAAGAAUUGAUGCAAGGCAAACACCAUAUUAACAUCAGUACUUGUCGUAAAUCUGAAAAUCGGCAAAUAACACACUCAUCUCGAGAUAGAGAACAUUUUAAAACACGGGAUAAAGCGACCACUAGUCAUAGUGUAAGUACCCCACGUAAGAAUAGUGAUAAGAAAGAAGAGCAGGAAGAAGACGAAGACUCAUCAGUUGAUCCAAGUUCAUUUCAGCGCUUACAAGUUGGCUAUAUUUUGAAUCACUUAGCUAAACACGGGAAUGUAGAACCCGAACCUAAUAUUGAUGCUGAUCGGCAAGCAAUUAUCUCAAUCGAUAGUUCACAAAGUGUUUCUCGUGAUGAAGAUGAGUAUAAACUGAUAGACGAGACAUUCAAUUCUACAGAAUUAUCAGAUUAUUCUAUUCAAGAGAGUGAAGUGUCUUUAGAGGACGAAGAUAUGCGACAAUAUGACCACCGAUCUGUAAAACAUUACGGUAACUUCUAUCCAUCUAAUGUGUAUCGUCAUAUGCUACGUACACGUCGUAUACAAAGAAAAAAGAAUGAUGAUUCAUUCUCGGAUCGCGACGAUGAAAUUUUCAAUGGUCAUAAAGAGGACACUGAUUAUCGACGACCUCCAGCAAACUGGUCUAGUGAGCGUCAUCAUCGUCGUCCUUCACUACUAGGCACUUAUGUAGAUUCAUCAACAUCCAGUGGUUCUGAAUCUCAGCCUCGUUAUUCAUUUUAUCGACCAAGAGGAUCAAAUUCUAAUUUUCCUAAGACCAGUCGUAAAGGAGCAUAUUCUCCACGUUCUUCAUCAUUGUUGCCUGACGAUGAUAUCAAUAGACAUAAUCUACCACGUUUUCAAGAUAUAUCAUCUUCAUCGAAUACUUUUCAUCAACCUUCUUUAGAAUAUCGUCCUGAGAUUGCUCCAUAUUAUCAUAAUAAAUCCAGAGAUCAACCUUUACUUGGUCCACCUUGUAUACCUAUUAUCCCAUGUGUAAAUUCUACCAUCUCUCCUACCCCUAAUCCCGGUCUACUUCCUAUGACUGUUAGAUAUCCUCCUCCUCCUCCUCAACUUAAUUCAACUGUUCCACCUACACAUUUAUGGUCUUCAAUGCAUCCAUUCUAUUCUCAACCUGUGAAUAUUUACAAUCAACCAUCAAAACCUUGGCAAUGA
Molecule: messenger RNA, 5079 nt
Organism: Schistosoma spindalis
Lineage: Eukaryota; Metazoa; Platyhelminthes; Trematoda; Strigeidida; Schistosomatidae
Source: the annotation of a GenBank genome assembly